AUGGAAGAUGAAGCCCUGACCAUGAAAUGCUUGCUGGAUUUGGGCCUUGAUGCCAAUGCGAAGGAUUUCAAGGGCUGGACUCCGUUAAUGCACGCAUGUGCUCGCGGUGCCGAUGAAGUGGUUCGAGUGCUCGUGGACUUCACGGCGGAGAUUGAUGCCCGCAACUGGGAUGGUGACACCGCUCUGCAGAUCACACAGCGUCGACGUGACCCUGCAGAUGUCGUCGCUGUCACCAAGGACAUUCUGCUGGAUGGAAUCAUGAGCACGGACGAGCCAGCCAAGGGCGGCGCCGUGAAAGCCCACGGUCACAUGAUGGUCUCCGUGCUGGAGGCAACGGAUUUGUACCUUGAAGGCAAGACUGGCUUUGUGAAUGCGUAUGUGAAUCUUCAGCUCCGAACACAAGCAGGAGCAAGACCUCAGGCUGCGUUCACUUCCUGUGUUUUGCAGAACUCAUCGCCUGAGUGGCAUGAAGUCUUUCGCUUUGACACCCAAUCUUUGGAUCCCAGUGCUUGCUUGGUUGCUUGGGUCGUUGCAGCCCCAGGGGAGAACACCAAAGAGGUCAUGGACGGAGCGGCUCUAGGUUUGGAUGAGGAAGAACUGCAGAACCUCUCCCACAUGGAAGCGGUCACUGGAAAGACCUUACAUCAAGUGAAACCCCAAUUCACAUCUGCUUUACAGGAAUCUUUUCAGAGACUCAUGAAGCGAGCGGAUCGUGAAGAAGACUCAGAGGUCUUGAGACUGCGAAAGUUGGCCAUGGCUCAACUGACGGGGACAGAGCCUACAGAAGAUUUAAAGCUGUCCACCACUCAAGUGAAGGGUGAAGAUGGACUGGCGCUGACGGAGAGAAGAUGGAACGAAGUCUCCAACCUCCGAGAGGUUCUAGCUCGCAGUGGCUGUGAUGUGCCAGAGCCGCUGGUCCCUCGCACGCACCUCCCGCUAGGGUGUGUUGUGGUGCGCUACCGACACCUUCGACAAGCUGUUUGGGGCAGUGAGCCCGUGACUGUGGUUCGCACCUUGCGACUCAGUUGUCGUGGAAGCCUCCGUGUUCAGAUCGAUUUCCGUCCCAAAUUUUUUGAAUGCAAGGAGGAGGAAAGGGCCAAGAUGCUCUCACCAGAAGAAGAGGACGAGUUGUACCGGGUCACAGCCGGAACCGAAGAGGAUGAGAAAAGAGAGGCUUUGAUGUUUCAGGAGCAGCUCGAAAAGAAGAGAGCUGAUGCCGAAAGGCUCAGUAUUGACAUCAUGGGAAAGAUGAAGGCCAGGCAACAGAUCCUCAGUGCAGAUGAAGCACUGGAACGGGCCAAGAGGAUUCGGCACAUGAGAGAUCCUGAGGUGCUGCUCAAAAGGUUCCAACAGGUGACCCAUUGGGCAGGUGCUGUGCUCAAGAUUCGAGAAGAGUUUCGCAAUGCUGAAGUUGAGCGUGCUCAACAGGCAGCACGACAGGCGGAAUUACUGGCAAGUGAAGCCAAAAAAGGUGAGAUUGAAGAAAAGCACAAAACCAGCGUGGGACUUUCAUCAAAGCUCAAGACUUAUGUGCGGACCAGGUACAAGGCCUGGAGCGACGAGAGAGCCUUUAAGGAAGCUGCCUUGGACAAACCCAUCGGCACCGUUGACCCCCAGGAGCUGAUGAAGGCCAAGGCUGUGCCCGGUGCAACUUGGAUGCUGAGCUUAGGUACCGAUGCCCAAAAAAGUUCCACCACCGACCAUUCCAAGACUGAAGGCCGAGCGUUGGGUGGAGGAAUUCCUGGAAGGAUCUCGAAUGAUUUGAAUGGAACGAAUUUGCUCGUCCCGAAUUUGUCACCUUCAAUUGGUGGCAUUUGCAAGAUGCAUGACGUCGCGUCCCGACGCGGGGCCGUGCAUGUGCUCUUCCAUUCACAGCACCAAACAGAGGUUCUGGAUGAUUUCUGGAUGUACAGAAGCUGCAGCUGCAUGACUCUACCUGGAGCCAUUUUCAAAGUGCCCUGCAUGCACUGCCAAUAUGCCGAAGUGUAUGGCAUGAACAUCCUGGUUGCAUGUCUCGAGAAACUGAGCGUUGCUGUGGCAUUUCUUCAUGAGAUCGACAUCCAAGAGUUGGGAUACAGUUGGGAUUGA
This is a messenger RNA of Cladocopium goreaui, 2088 nucleotides long. The record is from the annotation of a GenBank genome assembly. NCBI's taxonomy places the organism in Eukaryota, Dinophyceae, Suessiales, Symbiodiniaceae.